AUGGAAGCAUUCCUAAAGGAAUCAACAAGUUUCAAAAUCGAAGUACACGGGUUGAAGACACUUAAGAUGGCAAGAAAUAAAUUUAGUGGCUCAAUUCCAAAUAGUCUAGGAGAUUUAGCAUCCCUUGUGACCUUAGAUUUAUCAUCAAUCAAUCUCACUGGCCCAAUUCCUGAGAGUAUAGAAAAGCUUGAGUAUAUGGUGAGGUUAAAUUUAUCUUUCAACAAAUUGGAAGGAGGGGUUCCUAUGAAAGGUGGUUUUAUGAACCUAAGCCAGGUUGAUCUCCAAGGUAACAACAUAUUAUGUGGCCGUAACAAUCAAGUUAUGUACAAGUCGGGAUUCACUUUGUGUGUUGCAGGUAAAAAAAACAAGAGAAACAUUUUACUCCCUAUCAUACUAGGGAUUAUAGGUGUGAUUGUUUUGUUCGCUUCAAUGCUCUAUCUGUUGUGGCUGCUAAUAUUCUUAAAGAAACAUGAGGAGGAGAAAAGUAGUUUGUCAUCAACUCUUCUUAAGGGUUUUCCUCAAGAUAUAUCCUAUGGUGAUAUUAGGCUUGCUACAGACAAUUUUUCUGCUACAAACUUGGUAGGAAAAGGAGGCUUUGAUUCUGUUUACAAGGGUGUGUUCAACACCAGCACUUACGAAAGUCAAACCACCAUACUUGCUGUUAAAGUUGUUGAUGCAGAAUGCGAAGCUUUGAAAAACAUUAGGCAUGGGAAUCUUGUUGAGGUGAUCACUUCUUGUUAUUCAUGUGGCAUCUGCCAUGGACUACUUGCACCAUGCUGUGAUCCACCAAUAGUCCGUUGUGAUCUUAAACCUGCCAAUGUCCUGCUAGAUGAAGAUAUGGUUGCACAUGUAGCAAAUUUUGGAUUGGCAAGCAGCGAUAGUGAUAGGGGUGAAUCAGGCGACAUCAGCUAUAGUGAUGGUAGUAACACAUACUGGACUGACAAAGCUGAGGAGUGCAUAGUUGCUGCAAUGAGAAUCGGCUUGUCCUGA
Vicia faba (fava bean) is the source of this 990-nucleotide messenger RNA. Lineage: Eukaryota; Viridiplantae; Streptophyta; Magnoliopsida; Fabales; Fabaceae. The record is from the annotation of a GenBank genome assembly.